Molecule: messenger RNA, 2626 nt
Organism: Closterium sp. Naga37s-1
Lineage: Eukaryota; Viridiplantae; Streptophyta; Zygnematophyceae; Desmidiales; Closteriaceae
Source: the annotation of a GenBank genome assembly
GUAUGCUGGCACGUAUGCUUGCAGCAUGGCAUGGCAGGUGAUGACAGGUGUUGGUGAGGCGUCUCGUCUCAGUCUCAGCUGUGCCAGCAGCCAGCAGGUGGCAGGUGUGUGCGGCUGCAUGCCUCUGGAGGGCGUGCAGGCGCUAGCCGUCUCGCCCAAGGGCUCGUACCUGCAGCAGCCAGCAGGUGGUAUGCAGCUUGUGUGCGGCUGCAUGCCUCUGGAGGGUGUGCAGGCGCUCGCCGUCUCGCCCAAGGGCUCCUAUCUGCAGGUGGGUGGCACUUGUGUUUCAACGCCCCUCAGCACCAGUGGGGUGUGGGCAGCAGCCGGAGCCCAAUCUGACUGUGCUGAUCCCACCCCACUGUUCCUCUACCCAUUCCCCCCCUCCGCCCCUCCCCCACCAUGGCAGGUGUUUCAGCGGCCGUCACCACCCCCUGCAGGGGGCGGGCAGGCAGAGAGCAAUCUGACGGUGCGGCGGCGGCCGUCACCACCCCCUGCAGGGGGCGGGCAGGCAGAGAGCAAUCUGACGGUGUUUCAACGCCCCUCAGCACCAGCAGGGGGAGGGCAGGCAGAGCCCAAUCUGACGGUGCAACGGGUGUGUGUGUGUGUGCUGAACCCUCUGUUCCCUCCUCCCGCUUCAACCCCCCACUCACCACUGCAGGUGUUUCAACGCCCCUCAGCACCAGCGGGGGGCGGGCAGGCGGAGCCCAACCUGAUGGUGCGGCGGGUGAGCGAUGGGGAGGUGGUGUGGCGGCAGGUGCAGAAGACUUUCAACUCUGCCGCAUGGUGGGUGGGUGGGGGGAGGGAUAUGGAUGGCGGGGGCUAUGCGUGGGGGGGCUAUGGGGAGGGAGCGGUUGGGUUGGGUGAGCGACUGGGAGGUGAUGUGGCAGCAGAUGCAGAAGACUUUCAACUCUGCCGCAUGGUGGGUGGGGGGCCCAGCGUGCAGUUCAGCGCAGAUGAGUCCGUGGCUUGCCGCCCGGUAAACGGCGAGGUGCAACUGUUCACCGGCGCUGACCUGGCGGCCGGCGUGGCCGCCCGGCUCAAGGUGCCCGGGAUGACGUCAGCACAGCUGGCGCCAUCUCCCCCAUCCCACAUCGCUGUGUUUGCUCCCGAGGCCAAGGGAGCCCCAGCCAGUGUGCGAAUUAUCACCCGAGAUAGCGCAACCCCUUUGUCCUCCUCCUCUGCUGUUGCAAUGGCCACGUGGUCGUCCCACGUGGUCGGAGCCCCAGCCAGUGUGCGCAUCUUCACGCGUGACAGUCUGUAUGGCGCUCAGCUUUAUGUCCUUUGUCUCCCUUCCCUCUUGCUCCCGCUCUCCUUUCUGCCACCCCCCCAGGGAGCCCCAGCCAGUGUGCGCAUCUUCACGCGUGACAGCGCCACUCCUUCCUCCUCCUCCUCCGCCGCCUCCGCCCCACCCGCCCCCAUAGCGAGACGCAGCUUCUUCAAGUGCAGUGCAGUGCGGCUGGUGUGGAACAUGGGGACCACUGCUGUGCUGGCAUGGACGCACUCUGACGUGGACAAGACCAAUCAGAGCUACUAUGGCGAGUCGGGGCUGCAUUUUCUGGCGGCUGAUGGGAGCUUCGAGGGCGCCGUGCCACUAUCAAAGGAGGGGCCGAUUCACGACGUGCAGUGGUCGCCCAAUGGGAAGGACUUUGUGGUGGUGCAUGGAUUCAUGCCAGCCAAGGCCACACUCUUCGAUAAUCGCUGCAAGCCCCUCUUUGACUUUGGUUCUGGCCCGCGCAACCUGGUUCGCUGGAGCCCUCACGGCCGAUUUAUUUGUCUUGCGGGCUUCGGCAAUCUUCCCGGUGACGUUGAGGUGUGGGAGCGCACUCGGCUGAAGCAACCGGGAAAGGCCAAGGCGCCGUGCGGGGUGUCAGCCGAGUGGAGCCCGGAUGGCCGGCACAUUCUUGUAGCCACCACCGCUCCCCGCCUGCAGGUCGAUAACGGCUUCAAGGUCUUCAAGUACGAUGGAUCUCUGCUGCUACACCGACCCUAUGGCCUGCUCUACCAGGCGGAGUGGGCGCCAGCACCCGAGGGCACGUAUGCCGAUCGCCCUCCCUCACCCCGCUCCGCCAAAAAAGACCAAGCCACACCAGUGCAACCCCCAGCAGCCAAGCCGGCGCCCUACCGCCCACCCAACGCGGCCCUCAUGACCUCUACCUUCCGAGCACAGAUGUCAGGAGAGGAUGACAAGCCGCACAAGAUAGGCGCGCCAAAGAAGUACAUCCCUCCCGGGGCGGAGUCAGCGGAGCUAUCCAAGAGCGCCAAGAAGAAUGCCAAGAAGAGGGAGGCUGCCAAGGCCAAGAAGGACGCUGCUUCACCUGAUCAGACGAGUCAAGGCAAGCAGGCGAACCAGCAGGCUCCUAGUAUGGCAGCACUCAGCAUUGACGACCGCCCCAAGGCACAGCCGGAGCAGCAGGCACCGCAGGCGCCACAAGGACAAGGCGCGGACGAGGCAGCGGAGAAAGCUAAGAGAGUGCGCAACCUGGGGAAGCGGCUGCGACAGAUUGAGGAGCUCAAGGCGCGUGUGGCAGCCGCGGGGGGCAGCACAGCUGGGCUGGAUGCAGCACAGCUGGAGAAGCUGGGGCAGGAGACAGCAGUGAGAGCUGAGCUGGCGAGCUUGCAGGGGUAG